Molecule: messenger RNA, 1060 nt
Organism: Dermacentor andersoni
Lineage: Eukaryota; Metazoa; Arthropoda; Arachnida; Ixodida; Ixodidae
Product: doxorubicin resistance ATP-binding protein DrrA-like
Biological process (GO): transmembrane transport; lipid transport
Cellular component (GO): membrane; intracellular membrane-bounded organelle
Molecular function (GO): ABC-type transporter activity; lipid carrier activity; ATP binding
Source: RefSeq, a predicted model, not a curated record
AUGCGCAGCCUAGUGCGCUACUUCAUAGACAAGACCCUGCCCUGCGUCGACACGCUGGUUGUGAGCCACCUGCGCCAGGAGACCGGCCCGUACGCGCCCCUUCACGACGUCAGCCUGUGCAUGCACCGGCGCGAGUGCCUCGCCUUGCUAGGGCCUACGGGCUCAGGUCGGUCCCUCCUGCUGCGUGUGCUCACCGCACAGCUGCCCCUGUCGGACGGCAACGCUCACUUACUUGGUGCCGACCUCUUCACUCAUCCGACCGAGUUCGUCCGGGCGCUGGGCUACGCGUCCGAAGGGCGCAACGCCGUGGGCUGGCUGACGGGCCGACAGCUGCUGCAUCACGUAGCCCGCAUGCGUCGCGUGCCCUCACAGGGCGUGAAGGCUGUGGUCGAGCAGCUGCUUCGCAUGCUGGACCUGGUGGAGCAGGCUGAGCGUUACGUGGCCGUGUACAGCGGCGGGGAGCGCGCCAAACUGGCCGUCGCGCUGGCCUUGGUGGGUGCGCCGCCCGUCGUGCUGCUGGACAAGCCGACCGAUGGGCUCGACCCCGUGUCUCGGCGCCGCGUCUGGCACACCAUCAUAACCUUCAUCAAAAAGACGCACAUGUCUGUCUUACUGGCCACCGACGAGUGAGUGAGUCUAUCCGUUCAGGCGCGGACCCACGAGAGGUUGUGGAUUGUAGGGGCGCAGCUUUAAUCCUGCUACCGCCAAUUUAUCUAAAGACGUUCAACUGAUUUGUGGUCAGCGUGCUUUCCAGCCAACUAUUAUGCUUCCUAUAUGCAUUAAGCUCGAUAGAGUCCGCUGGACGGGGAGAGGAGAUACUGUCACUAGAAAUGCAGACUCCUGUCAUCCAUGUAACUAGGCGCUUUUACCUUAUCGUGAGGGAUGUCAAUCCCGUCAUAAAAAAAAAAAGAAAACUACAUCUGGCUCUUUUCCUCCUCUGUAGUGGUUCAGCAGUAUUUAGUGGUCCCCACGGGAAAAACUAACAUGCCCUUUUUUAUAGGCAGGCUAUUGCAGUCGGUAUUACUAGUGAAAAGACAUGGCUGCAUGUUUCGGUCAUACU